This is a messenger RNA of Chara braunii, 2390 nucleotides long. Lineage: Eukaryota; Viridiplantae; Streptophyta; Charophyceae; Charales; Characeae. The record is from the annotation of a GenBank genome assembly.
CGGUCUUUCCUCAGCGUCGUCCGAUCGAUCUGUUAGCCAGUGGGUCUUCGUAUGCGCCGUCUGAUCGAUUCGAUGGGGUGGAGUAAUGAACGCGCGUGCACGUGGCGGGCAGGAGAAGCUGCCACGUGGCCGGCGGCAGCACACCCCGGCAGGUCUGAUCAUUUUCGAAUUUGACGAGCACGACGACGGCGAUGGGCUGUUUCUUGACGGUGAUCGUGAUGAUUGUGUGGUGUAUUACGCUGAUGCAUUAAUAUCUGCUAUGUGUACUUCGGCCCGCCUGAUCGAUCGGCCGAUCAUCGUCAUCAUCAUCAUCAUGAUUGUCAUCACCGGUGUGAUUGAUCUGAUGGCUGCUACUUUCCUUGCUGCUGCUGCUCCCACUGAUGAUGAUGUGAUUGAUCUGAUGGCUGCUACUUCCUUUGCUGCUGCUGCUCUCACUGAUGAUGAUGACGAUGAUGACAACGAUGAUGAUGAUGAGGAUGAUGAUGAUGAUGAUGAGGAUGAUGAUGAUGAUGAUGAGGAUGAUGGUGAUGACAAUCCCCGUCGAAUCGUCAUCAUCAUCAUCAUCAUCAUCAUGUGGGAGCAGCGGGAGCAGGAGGAAGAGACGUCAAAAACAGCAACACACAAGCGUAGGGACUUCGCAACAGGCUUGCUUGAAACUACGAUUUCUACCGAAACGACUCUGCAUCAGAAGUUUUCUUUUCACGGGGAAAUACUUGUUCAUGAUGAGAUCAAAGAGACAUCAACCAAACGGAUGAAGGCAUCAAGAUUGUCAGAUAAUGUCGUUCCCCCGGCGAUUGCCCCAAGUGUGAGAGGAAGUUCUUCCGAUUCCAACAGUGAGUUUUGGAAUGAAGCGGGUGUUCAAGCUCUUGAUGAAGUGGAGAAAGGUUCAGGGAAAUCUAGAGGAAGUUCUUCCGAUUCCGACAGUGAGUUUUGGGAUGAAGCGGCUGUUCAAGCUCUUGAUGAAGUGGAGAAAGGUUCAAGGAAAUCUGAAGCGGCUGUUCAAGAUCUUGAUGAAGUGGAGAAAGGUUCAAGGAAAUCUGAAAGUAUGCAUGCACCUGCUCUCAAUGAUGAUUUCUGGGAUGACGCAGCUAUUAUUGAAGCUGUUGAACAAGCGGAGAGAAGCUCUGGAAAAUCUGUGUCAGCCACUAUUCCAGAUCGGGUGAGAAGGUUCACAAAAGCAAAUGAUGCGAUUGACUUCCGAAAGUCAUUGGAUAAGUCAAUGUUCCCAAUCAUUUUGGCAUAUGAAUCACGGAAGACAAAAUUUGCAUUCGAAUACAUCGUGACACCUUUGGAGCAGUUUCUGGAAAGCUACAUGAAGAUGGAGAUGAACAAUAGACACUAUUACGAGUUGAUUCCUCUGAGAAAUUUUCAAGACACCUGCUUAUAAAGAUCCCUGGUGUUGUAUUUGGUAAUAACCAAAUGGUUUUGGACUUCAUCCAGAAGGUGUGCGCAUACAUUGAUCGCAACAGAUACAAGUUUCAAUCGUAUAAUGAUCUUUUUGUUACCACAUCAAAGGGAGAGGCCCUUUUCAUCGACAAAAUGUUUAUAAGGCUAAACAAUUGAUGAGGCUGCCUUUUUCCAUCAAGGGAGGUCUUUCAUCGCCUCUUGUUCCGACUGGGAACUUUGGUACUCUGUCAUUCACGGUUGACAAUGUUACUGAGUUGAGGAAAGUUUUUAUCACAGAGUUCGGUUUUGAAAGCGGAGGAUCUGAAGGGAGUGUCUGUGGACGCAGUUUGGAAGACUGUGCAGUGGUUGACAACAAUGUGCCCGCUGAGUCGGAACAUAAUUCUCAACAACAACUUCUCAAUGGUGGAGAUUUGGACAGCCUGUUUGAGCAUUUCGCUCUACGUGGUCGACUUACCAAGUUGAAGUCGUCACCAUUUCCUGCACUUGAUGCCUUUGUCAUAUCGCUUGCAAGCACAUACUGUCUGUCAAAAAAAGAAUGUUCUAUACGUGAGAUCACACUGUACCCUCAGACCUGGAAUAUUGUGUUCCACCUGCCAGGAACACGUUAUUGCAGCUAUAUCGGACGCGAGCAUUUGCGGAAUACAGGUGAGUUCUUUUUUUUUUCAAUUUACGUCCAUGGGUAGCUAGCUAUGUAAAAGCGCAUAGCACUCACACAAAGGAAAGAGUAGGAGCUACGAAAAGAUGUUCCACCAUGUGAAACUCGUAGCUGGACUAGGGUUGAAAAAAAAGCUGGUUGCGUAAGGGGCAGAAGGACAGUGACGAUUGCAUCCUGUGGCCAAGGAGCACAUCUUGUGGUGAUCAGACAUUGUAGUAUUGAAUGUUGAAGAUAAAUUGGGGAAACAUGGGAAAUUGAUAGCGAGAGAAUGAAAAGGAGCGAAAAAAAAUUGGAGGGUUGUAGAAGAGAGUAAAGCCUGCAAAAUUGU